CUUCCUCCAUCCCUCCUCUUACUCCCUCCUCUCCUCCCUCCAUCUCCUCUCUCUCCUCUCGACAGGCGGCAGGAUGGACGUCGUAAAUCAGUUGGUGGCCCAAGGCCACUUCCGGGUGCUGAAGGUUCCUCUGGGCUUCAUUAAGGCCUUAGAAUGGUUCUUCGCCAUCUUUGCCUUCUCCACCUGUGGCAGUUAUUCUGGGAUGUUCCGGAUGGCGGUGGAGUGUAAGAACCGGACAGACAGCGACCUGAGUAUAGAGGUGGAGUUUGAGUAUCCAUUCAGACUCCACCAGGUGUAUUUUGAUGCCCCCACCUGUAAGGGCGGAGACACGGAGCGUUACUUCCUGGUUGGUGACUACUCCUCCUCGGCCGAGUUCUUUGUCACCAUCGGUGUCUUCGCCUUCCUUUACUCCACAGCAGCUCUCAGCAUCUACGUCUUCUUCUUCGAGAAGUACAAGGAGAACAACAAGGGCCCUCUGAUCGACCUGGGUGUGACUGGAGUGUUUGCCUUCAUGUGGCUGGUGAGUUCGGCGGCCUGGGCUAAAGGUCUGUCCGACGUGAAGACUGCAACUGACCCGGAAAAAGUGAUCACUCUGAUCUCCGCCUGUGACAGUGAGGGGAACCGCUGCCGUGAAGUCCACGACCCGGUCAUGUCUGGACUCAACACCUCCGUGGCUUUUGGUUUCAUCAACCUAGUCCUGUGGGUGGGAAACCUCUGGUUCGUCUUUAAGGAGACGGGCAUCAUCGCUCCCUUCAUGCGAGCUCCACCUCCUCAGGAGAAACCUGCCGCACCAGACGCCUACGGCCAGCAGGGGGCGUACGAACCGGACCCCUACGCCAGCAACCAGGGGGGCUACCAACCCGACUACAACCAGCAAGGAUACAACCAGGAUGCAGAGUACGGUCAGGGCUAUGUCCAGCAGGGGGCACCCACCUCCUUCUCCAAUCAGAUGUGAACUGACAGUCACCAGAAAGUGUUGGAGUGAACCAAUAGUGGGUCGCCUGCAACCUACCCACAAUGCAACACUCCCGUCUGUCUGCAAAGUCAAUGGGUGGGGUGGGGGUUAAAAGAGAGGGUUGGGGUGGGGGUAUAGAUGUUCACUAUAAUGAAUCGAUGUGUAAAUGAUAAAAAAGAGUUCUAAAUAACAAAUCCACAACUUGAACAAAACAACAAGGCCGAUGAAUACAAACCUUCUGAAACAAGUGACGAUGUUGAUAAGAGUUAUUCAUAUUAAAGUACAUAAUCUGUGGAGAGAA
This is a messenger RNA of Micropterus dolomieu (smallmouth bass), 1256 nucleotides long. RefSeq names its product synaptophysin-like. The record is from RefSeq and is a predicted model, not a curated record. Gene Ontology annotation, cellular component: synaptic vesicle; synaptic vesicle membrane; presynaptic active zone. NCBI's taxonomy places the organism in Eukaryota, Metazoa, Chordata, Actinopteri, Centrarchiformes, Centrarchidae. The coding region runs from base 74 to 955 and encodes 293 amino acids. The transcript has 8 exons.